Messenger RNA from Salvia splendens (bonfire salvia), 2887 nucleotides. Its product is annotated as probable leucine-rich repeat receptor-like protein kinase At1g35710. NCBI's taxonomy places the organism in Eukaryota, Viridiplantae, Streptophyta, Magnoliopsida, Lamiales, Lamiaceae. The transcript is spliced from 2 exons. The record is from RefSeq and is a predicted model, not a curated record. Gene Ontology annotation, molecular function: protein binding; ATP binding; protein kinase activity. The coding region runs from base 105 to 2699 and encodes 864 amino acids. Gene Ontology annotation, biological process: protein phosphorylation.
CACUCAUUAAAAUAUGAUGGUUGCAAGUUGUAUAUAGAGUGAUAUUAGAGGUAUGAUUAAGAAACAGAAUCAUACAUAUACAAACCAGACAAUAUAACUAAGUGAUGGGUGUUGUCUUUGUUGCUAAUGCUACGAUCAUUGUGAGCAUCUGCAUAUUGUUGAGCAGUAAUGUAAUUGCAUCUAAUGUUUCAGAUUCGAACAGAGAAAUGAAGGCGUUGAUGAAUUUUGGAUGGCCUUAUAUCAACUCCACUGCUCCUCACUGCCAUUGGAUAGGCCUCACUUGUGAUGAUCGUGGCCGCGUUGCAGAGUUAAGCCUUGAAUCUCGAGUAAGAUGCAAUGCGAGUGAAGCUUGGUGUCACGAUGUUGGCUAUUUGGAUCCGCUUGUUUUCACAUCACUCACUAGCAUUCAUCUCACCUCAUGUGGUCUCUAUGGAUUUAUCCCAGAAGAAAUAGGUUCCCUCUCCAACCUAUCUUAUCUCAAUUUGUCGAAUAAUCAACUCAAUUCCCAACUGCCUCUUUCAUUGGCAAAUCUGAGUGAGUUGCGCGUUCUUGACAUUUCUGAUAACCGUUUCAUUUAUGGUGCCAUUCCACCUAACAUAGGAAGCUUAUCCAAACUUACUCAUCUCUAUUUGUCACACAAUCUACUCCAAAGUGGUCUGCCUCUUUCACUAUCAAAUCUUUCUAACUUAGAGGUGCUUCUCAUUUCUUCUAAUAGCAUUUCCGGUGGCAUUCCUUCUGGAAUAGGGUACCUCCUUCAUUUGAUGGUUCUUGAUUUGUCCAAUAAUCAACUCAAUUCCCGAUUGCCUCUUUCACUGGAAAAUCUCACUAACUUAGAGGUUCUUGACAUUUCUCAUAACUAUGACAUUUAUGGUGUCAUUCCACCUGAAAUAGGUAGCUUAUCCAAACUUACUCGUCUCGAUUUGUCAUCCAAUCGACUCCAAAGUGAUCUGCCUCUUUCACUGCCAAAUCUCACUAACUUAGAGGUUCUUGACAUAUCUAAUAACCAUGGCAUUUAUGGGGUCAUUCCACAUAACAUAGGAAGUUUAUCCAAACUAACUCAUCUCGACUUGUCAUACAAUUCACUCAAAAGUGAGCUGCCACUUUCACUAUCAAAUCUCACUAACUUAGAGGUGCUUCUCAUUUCUUCUAAUAGCCUUUUCGGUGCCAUUCCUUCUAGAAUAGGGUACCUUUCGCAUUUGAAUGCUCUUGAUUUGAGCUUCAAUGACAUCAAUUGCUAUCUGCCUGCAACUAUGACCCAAUUAACAAUAUUGGAAUUCUUGAAAUUGGAUAGCAAUAGGUUGGAAGGUGUUUUUGAAGCAGGAAUACACAUGCUUCCUCGUAUCAAAACCAUAGGCCUCAGUGCGUGUUCAAUCGGAGGAAGGAUACCUUCUCAGUUGGGAAAUGUUGGUAAUGCACAGUUUCUCAAUAUCGAUCUUUCUAGGAACCAACUUAUUGGUGAAGUCCCUGAAUCUAUUUCAAGUCUUGAGAGAAUCGAUUUGUCCUACAAUAAUUUAGAAGGUGAGAUUCCAGCCAACUUAUGGCGUAAGUUUGGGAUCGAAUCGUUCCACGGAAACACCAAUUUACAUCCUCCGGAGGAAUUUUCCUCCAGGAUUACUGUGGAAAUGAUUUAUUAUCUAAUCUUUGUGUUUUUUAUAUUAUGUGGGAUCUAUUUCAUCUUCUUCACAAGGGAUAGGAAAGGUGCCUCCUCCUCAGUGACACCUCAUCCCAAACAUGGAGAUAUAUUCAAGAUUUGGAACUUCGAUGGCAACAUGGCAUAUCAAGACAUCAUUGAAGCAACACAAGACUUUGACUUGAGAUACUGCAUUGGAACUGGAGCAUAUGGAAGCGUCUAUAGAGCUCUACUGCCCACUGGAAGAGUUGUUGCCGUGAAAAAACUUCACAGAUUUGAAGAAGAUAAUCCUACCUUCGAAUCAUCUUUUAGGAAUGAAGCACAGGUUCUCUCUCAAAUUCGCCAUCGCCAUAUUGUCAAGCUUUUUGGCUUUUGUCUGCACCAACGGAGCAUGUUUCUCAUCUACGACUACAUGGAAAGAGGAAGCCUCUUUAGUGUGUUGAGGGAUGAAGACGAAGCUGUGGAGCUAAACUGGAAGAAGAGGGUAAAUGUGGUGAAGGGCAUUGCCAAUGCCCUAUCUUACAUGCAUCACGAUUGCAGCCCUCCUAUUCUACACAGAGACAUAUCGAGCAGCAACAUACUCUUGGAUUCAGAAUUUCAAGGUUGUUUAUCUGAUUUUGGGACGGCUAGAUUGUUGGAUCCAGAUUCAUCCAAUCAAACAAUACUCGUGGGAACUCGGGGCUACAUUGCACCAGAGUUGGCCUUCACUAUGGUGGUUACAGAAAAAUGUGAUGUGUACAGCUUCGGAGUGUUGGCAUUGGAAGUCAUGUUUGGAGAUCAUCCGGGGGAUUUCGUUUCCUCCAUGAUGACGACGAAGAGAUCCACACAGUUUGCUCAAAACUUGAUGGUGCAACAACUCUUGGACAAGAGGCUACCAUCUCUAGAGGAAGAUGUAAGAAUGUCGAGGGAAGUGAUUGCAGUGGUCAAAACAGCUCUGAAAUGCAUAAGCUGUGAUCCAAAGUCACGGCCGUAUAUGAAGGAGGUGUCUCACGAACUCGCUAAGCACCCACCGCGGUUGACAAUGCCAUUCCGCUCCGUAUCUGUGCUACAUCUCAUGCAUUCAGAUUGAACUCACAGCUGUCUUAUUCCCUAUAAUAAAUUUACACAUGCUCAGUAGCCAUAUGAAAAUACCUCUGUUUUCCUCUGUUUCCUUAGUCUUUUCCUUCUUCGUGAACAAUGCUGUGAUAUUUUCUAUAAUCAUCAUCAAAUGUAUGUUGGUAUAAUAUAUUAUUGGGACUCUUUACAUAAUUUAUGUGA